UCAAGCUUUAGUCGAUCUUGAAUAUAGUAGUUCAGUUGGAAUCAUAAUUAAAAUUAAUGAGUAUCAGGCUCUCCAUGACUUUGUGAAUAGUACUCAAAAUAGAGCUCAAGUUAAUAAAGAUAUGCAUAUAGCACCUGAUAGUGACCAAGUAUCA
Molecule: messenger RNA, 154 nt
Organism: Racocetra persica
Lineage: Eukaryota; Fungi; Glomeromycota; Glomeromycetes; Diversisporales; Gigasporaceae
Source: the annotation of a GenBank genome assembly